This is a messenger RNA of Penicillium macrosclerotiorum, 654 nucleotides long. Its product is annotated as sugar O-acetyltransferase. Bases 1 to 654 code for a protein of 217 amino acids. The record is from RefSeq and is a predicted model, not a curated record. NCBI's taxonomy places the organism in Eukaryota, Fungi, Ascomycota, Eurotiomycetes, Eurotiales, Aspergillaceae. The transcript is spliced from 3 exons.
AUGACAUUCACUGCCAGCAACGCGGACGUCAAGUCAAGAAUCCAGGACAGCGAGGUCCCCGUGCCUUGGUGUGGGGAGUUCGACAGAAUGAUCAAUGGAAUGAGCUUUUCAACCUCAAACUCCGAGGUCCUCAUGGAGAAGAAGCUUUCGACCCUCCAGAAGCUGAACCAGUUCAAUGAUGUCUCCAUUCCAGAAGGCAGCACAUUGACUUCCCUGAAGACAAGACGCAUGGCAGUUGCCCAGCAGAUGCUCGGCCGGACUGGUAACAACACUAACAUCGAACCGGCUUUUUUUGUCACCUGGGGCUGCAAUAUCUUUCUCGGUGAUAAUGUCUACAUAAACCGCGACGUAUCGAUCUACGACAAUUCUCUUGUUGAGAUUGGCGACCGAGUCCUCAUUGGCCCCGGCGUCUGCAUCUGCACCGGCACCCAUCCAAGCGCUGCCUCGGCGCGGAAAAAAUGCGACGGUACCUCUUUCGCAUUACCCAUCAUCAUUGAAGCUGACUGUUGGAUCGGUGCCCGUGCAACUAUUCUACCGGGCAUCCGGAUCGGGAAGGGAACCACGGUGGCGGCGGGAGCAGUGGUGACUCGCGACGUGGCUCCGGGAUGCCUUGUGGGUGGAGUCCCUGCGAAGGUUAUCCGGAACUUGGAUUAG